AUGGCGGGGCCGUCGCGGCCGCGGCAGCCUCCGGCGCUCCCGCCGCGCCUGCGCAGAGCCGGCGGCGCGCGGCGAGGACGUCACAAGGGCGCCGGGUGGGCGGGGCGGCCCGACCCGACCCGCGUCCGCGUCGCCUCGGCGGCCUCGGCGCGGCCCCCGGCCGUUGAGGCGAGGUCAGCCGGGCCGGGCGCGGCCGGGGGCAGCGGGGGCCCGUCCCGGCCGCCCGGACCCCGCGGGGCGCCCGCCGGCAGCCGGCCGCGAAGGGAAGGGCCGCGCCGUCGAGCGCCCAGCGACGAGCACCGGCCCGCAGCAGCGCGAGGAGGCGCCGUCGGGGCCCGCGCUUUCCGGCGUGCGGGCGGCGCCAUGGGCGAGGCGGGCGGCGCCGAGGAGGCCCGCGGGCCGGCGCGCGCCGCGGAGGAGGAGUUCGUGCGGGUCCGGAAGACGGAGCUGGCGCGGCUGGCGGCGGAGGUGGCGCAGGCCCGGGACGCGCUGCCGCGCCUGCUGAGCGGGGAGGCGCUGGGCGGCGGCCCGAAGCUGCGGACUCUGGAGAAAAACUUGGAAAGAAAAGAGCAAGAACUCGAGCAGCUGCGGACGGACUGUGAGCACUUGAGAGCCCGCCUGGAGUCCAUGCAGGCCGAGAGCGUGUGCGAGAGGAAGGAGAAGCUGGCCCUGCGACAGCAGCUGCACGAGGCGAAGCAGCAGCUCCUGCAGCAGGCCGAGUACUGCACGGAGAUGGGGGCGGCGGCCUGCACCCUGCUGUGGGGUGUCUCCAGCAGUGAGGACGUGGUCAAGGCCAUUCUGGGGGGGGAUAAAGCUUUGAAGUUUUUCCACAUCACUGGUCAAACAAUGGCGAGUUUUGUGAAGUCACUGGAUGGGGAUGUCAAGGAGCUGGAUUCUGAUGAAAAUCAGUUUGUUUUCGCCUUGGCUGGAAUUGUAACCAAUGUGGCUGCCAUCGCCUGUGGGCGCGAAUUCCUGGUGACCUCCAGCCGCGUGCUCCUGGACACCAUCCUGCAGCUCCUGGGGGACCUGAGGCCGGGACAGUGCACCAAGCUCAAAGUGCUGAUGCUGAUGUCCCUGUACAACGUGAGCAUCAACCUGAAGGGCCUGAAGUACAUCAGCGAGAGCCCUGGCUUCGUCCCCCUGCUGUGGUGGCUCCUGAGCGAUCCCGACGCCGAGGUGUGUCUUCACGUGCUGCGCCUCGUCCAGUCCGUGGUGCUGGAGCCCGAGGUCCUCUCUCAGUCGGCCUCUGAGCUCCGCAGCUCCCUGCCCCUGCAGCGCAUCCUGGCCAUGGCCAAGAGCCGCAACCCGCACCUGCAGGCAGCGGCCCGGGAGCUCCUGGAGGACCUGCGCGCCCUGGAGGCCGUGUAGGCGGAGCGGCGUGUCCCUCCCCGCCAUGCCUCACG
This is a messenger RNA of Talpa occidentalis (Iberian mole), 1403 nucleotides long. It is a transcript of the gene HSF2BP, whose product is annotated as heat shock transcription factor 2 binding protein. The transcript is spliced from 9 exons. Gene Ontology annotation, cellular component: cytosol. Lineage: Eukaryota; Metazoa; Chordata; Mammalia; Eulipotyphla; Talpidae. The coding region runs from base 1 to 1368 and encodes 455 amino acids. The record is from RefSeq and is a predicted model, not a curated record.